AUGAACUUGGUUCAGCUCAAUAGAGGCACAGAUUUGGCCCAGGGUGACGACACUGCUUUCUUGAAGCUAGCAGUUGCUUCAUGGCUGAACAAGGGACAGCCUACCCCCAACCCACUGAUCUCUUCAUGGGACAAGUCUGGCCAUGGAUUUUAUAGCGAUUUGACUGCAGAACUUCUCUGUCCUGUAGACUUUAACUGGGCAGAUAAGAGUACACAGGAAGGGAUACGAAACUACAAGCAUGACUUCCAAGUUACUGCACACUCUUGGCCAACAUUCAUGUACAAGGAUGGUAGGUAUGAUCAUGAGGACUCGAUGAAAGGGCUUUUCAAAGGUGCUUUGCUUGUCAGGAUGUUCAAACACAUCUUUACAUCCCCUAGCUCUGCCAGCAAGAUGUGA
This is a messenger RNA of Suillus subaureus, 396 nucleotides long. RefSeq lists its product as uncharacterized. The transcript is spliced from 3 exons. Bases 1 to 396 code for a protein of 131 amino acids. The record is from RefSeq and is a predicted model, not a curated record. NCBI's taxonomy places the organism in Eukaryota, Fungi, Basidiomycota, Agaricomycetes, Boletales, Suillaceae.